AUGGCGCCCGGGGCCGCGCCGCCUGUCCACGGGGAGGGCUGGCGCCUGGACCAGCCCGGCCCCCCGCGUCCUCCCCGGGCCGGCUACGGAGUGGCCAGACGCUGCGGCUGCCUCCGCCCUCUCCCGCUGGGCCGGCCCCCGGUGGUGGGUUUGGGGGUCCGGCCCACCCGCCUCUGCCACGUCUGCCACCCUCCCAGCACCCACGAGCAUCUUUCAAAAAUUCCCGAGCAGGAGACAAAAGUAGCAUUUUCCUCGUCCUCCUGGGCUGGCAGCGGGGCCUCCCCAGCGCCCCUUGGCUCCCGGCGGCCCUGCCUCCGGGUUGCCGAGGCGGCCGAGGCCCCGGCCACGCUGGCCGGGACCGAGGGGACCGGUGGACAGUGGCGGCCGCAGACGAGGCGCCCGAGGGCCCGUCGCCCAGAGGGCUGGCACCGGGGGCUGGCCCCCCGGCCUGCGGGCCCGGCCCUCCUCUGCCUGCCGCGGUGCCUGGCCGGGGCGACGCCGCCGCUUUCACUGCCUUGCUUUGGAGCAGCUCUGCGUCCUCCUGCGCCCGGCGCUGUCCUCGGCUGCGGUAAACCCCACCCAAGAUGCGAGCCUGGUGGAGGCCGGCUUCCCCAGACCAACUUGGUGACGAGCCUGCUGUCACCGGCGGCCUGCGGUGUGGACCCACUGUGUGUGCCUGCCAAACUCUUGGGAAUUCCACAUUCGUUUGCUCAGACGUCAGCUUUGGACGAACACGGCUGGUCCGAGAGCACCUCCAGGAAACCAGAUGCCUGUCGUGGCCUUCGGAAGACGCUCCAGGGACGUGUAGCAGUCUCUGCCCCGUGUCUGGGUGGCAGGGCAGCCCAGGAGGCCAAGAAGUAGCUCUGAGAUGGGAGUGUUUGCGUGAGGCCAGCGUUCCUCGUGGUGAGCCCAGCCGGGACCCCCAGGAGGCCCCUGUGCUUCGGGACACCGGUCCACCCUGGCCUCGGUGGGGUGACUGUCCCCCACAGCUGACUGUGCAUGCCCCUCCGGCCAUCCUGGUGCUGGGAAGUAAGGAGCCACGGCGGGAGGAUUGUAACGGGGAGGGAUGUGGUCAGAGCUGUGUCUGUGAUGCCCUGUGACCUCAGCCGUCAGGGAGGACCCUUGGUCACCCUCUCCUCAACCCCUGUCCUCAGAGGUGGGCUGGCUCUGUCCUCGGGGACUCCCUGGUCCUGACUGCUGGCGGGGAGUUCAGGCAGAGACAGUGGGACGGGACCCUGAGGCCCUCUCACCCAGAGUCCCUUCUGGGGCUUCGAGGAGAGACAGGACAGCCACAUGUUGGGGUGUUCCCGGCUUCACGCCCCAGUGGCUGCACCUCAGUCUCAUCCUCUGGGUGGACAGCCCGGAGUGGGCGCUGGAGUCCUCAUCCCUGGCUGAGGGCCCUGGCACUGACUUCAUACCCCUCAGGGUUGUUCGGGGAGCAGCCGCUGCGCUGUUUAUUGGGCCUGGGCAUGAGACCCCCGCUGCUGUAGUGAGCGAGGCCAAGCCGGGGUGAGCCAGGGGGCGGGCCCUUCCCCUGCCCGGGGCCCACUGUGGUCAGUGAUCCUGGCUUCACCAUGGCACAGAGCAGCCCGGUGCCUGCCUGGAGGAGGCAGCCUGCUCGGAAGGGGCGUGGGGGGAGGUGAGGGGCGUCUGACGGCUCGGCGCCCUUGUACAGCAGUACCAGUUACGAGGCAGAGGUGUCAUCAGGCAGGAAGCAGAAUGACCUGUCCUCUGCCCUGUCACCUCGGCGGUGUGACCUCGCGACGGUCACAUGACCUGUGUGGGCCUCAGGCUCGGGCGCUGGGGCCUGUGUCUGCGGCUCCAGCCCAGACACCCUUCCCUGAGAGCCAGGUUCGCUUCUGGAAGGAGGGAACAUUCUAGAGCCUUUCCCCAGGGGGGAAGCCCGGGUUACCCUGAUGGCAGGACCAGGCUUCUGGGGAGGGAGUGCCCCCCCCCCAGGUCCAGUGGGUGGAGGCGGGAUCGGGGGUGGUGGUGCUGUGAGAUGGGGGCGCGGUGGGCACUGUGGCCGCUUUGGGCACAGGUUGAUCUCUAACAGACGCCAGCCUUCCUCCCAGCAUCUCCAGCGCAGGUCGCCUGGGGACACCACGGCCUCUCCUGUCCAGAUGGGAGCGGCCCUGCCGCCUGUGAGCCUCUCCUGAGAGCCCCGCGGCCCUCUCGGCUGCACCCGUGUCCCCGCUCCCUCUCCCCCCUCCUUCCCUCCCCGUCCUGGUCAGCGGUCUCGGGCAGGGCAGCUCCCUGGGCGCACAGGCCCCUGCUGACCCGCCUGCCAGGGCCCUGGGCCCUCAACCUGCAGCGCCACCCCGAGCUCCUGCCCCCACCGCCGCCUCCAGGAAGCACCUCCGGGAGCCACCAGGCGCCAAGACUGACUGACGGCCCUUUGGGGUGAGGUAGUAGGUUGUAUAGUUUGGGGCUCUGCCCUGCUAUGGGAUAACUAUACAAUCUACUGUCUUUCCUGAAGUGGCUGUAAUACCGACAGCAGCCAGCACCCAGGACCCUGGCUUGGGGGGUGGGGGGGGCAGGGGGGCGGCCUCUGCAGGGUGGGGCGGUGCUGUGUGGCCUGGGGCAGGUCCCGGGGCCGGCUUUGAUCCACCCGUUUCUCGAGUCGACAGCCUGUCCAGCUCAGGGCCACACCUCUGGUCGGAGGAGGGAGGGGGGCUGGGGCUCCGCUGUCGCGGGCAGGAAGCGAGAGGCGCGUUCUCCAGCCCGCGGUGGCCCCGUGGGGCCCGUGCCCACUCCCCGUGCCCGCAGGCGGGCCGGCCGCCGCGGGGGAGCCGUGGUGCAGUUGGUGUGGCCCUCCACGGCUCCGGGGGCCGCGGGCUGGGCAGGCGGCGGACGGCGGACCCUCCCACAGCCGGGUGCCGGCGGGGUGAGGUAGUAGGUUGUGUGGUUUCAGGGUAGUGAUGUUGCCCCCUCGGAAGAUAACUAUACAACCUACUGCCUUCCUUGAGGGGCCCAGUGACGUCCCACGGAGGGUCCGCCCCCGCGCGCAGCAGGCGACUGGGUGGCUGCAGCCCCGGGUGGGCGGGCGGGAGGCUGCGGGUACACACCUGGAGCUCAAUAAAGCUGUUCAACGUGGAGAUGGAGUUGGCCCUGUUCCUUCUGGGAGCCUGGGGGCUGGGCGCUGGAGGGCAUGCGCAUUGGGGUUGGGAGAGUGGGUCUGGCCUGACGGGGGGCCACCUCUGGGCUGCUGGGGGGUCAGCACACCCUCGUCUGCCAUCCCGGCCACCUUCAGGCCCUCCUGGCGGGUGCAGGCCCAGCCCCCACCCCUCUCACACCCCGUUUGAGAACAAGCUGUGGGACCCAGGCUCCAGAGGCAUCCCUGGGCCCCCACCUUGGUGGAGAGGCCCUCUCAGGCCCCCUUGCAGGUGGUGUGGACCCCCGUCAGCUGCUCAGAGCACAGUCCAGGCCCGGCCCCCGACGCCCCCUCAGACCUGGUGCCUGACCGGAGCCUGGAGGUUCCCAGCUCCCUCAGGACAGUUUCCGGAGUAGCCCUUAACGUCAGGGGUCCAUCUCCGGGCUGACUGCCUUCCCAGUGUUCACCCAGCUUCUGCUGGAGGUCUCAGGCUGUCUGCCAGUGGCUGCUGCAGGCCUGUCUCCAAGACCCCAGCCCAGGUGUUGAAGAGACCAAUCGCCCUGACCCAGAGUACCCUUGGGGGGUGGGCUGCCAUGCCCGGGUCCACUCCCCGCCCUGCGAUCAGAGCUCAUGGCCUGAUAGGGAGCAGGCCAGACACACAACAGCCACUUGUUGUGGUCAGCGCCAAGAUGACGGCAGCCCAGGGGCUAGGAGAGCCCUGAAGAGCCCUGGGCCCAGCACUGCAAUCGGAGGUGGCUUCCUGGAGGAGGUGACACCUGGCUCACCCUGCAACUUUCUCUACCUUCCAGUCAACCGACUUCCAGCCUCUCCUCUGACACCAACUGGCUGACCCCAGAGACCAACAGGGCCCCAGAUGCGGGCCCGAGGGGCAUGAGGGACAGGGGUACCUAUCACCUGGUCAGCAGUAAUGUGUGGAAGCAGCUGAAUCUCAAAACAAACUGGAUGAAGUCAGGGUGGGCAAAGCAGCUACUUUGUCUGUGAGACCCUGGGAGGUGGCAGAAAGGGCCCAGCUUCAGGAGCAGAGGCCUGGGCAGCUACUCUGCUCACCAAGCCUGUUUCCUCAUUCAAUUUCAUAGGGGCUGUUGGAUGGAUGGAAGGAGCUAGCAGUUGAAACUGCUCAGCUGGGGUAGUGGAGGGGGGUGUGGGAGGGAGGGAGCUGGGGGCCAGCCCUGAGCGCUGGUCUGAAGCUGGGCGCCUGCUGCCACCUGCUGCCUAACCAGGGAGUGGCUCCUGGCCCGUAGUGGGCCCUGGGUCUGGCCAGCAGGUGAGCAGGGUGGAGAGUAGGCUGGGGGCCCCCAGACUGUCAGCACCCC
Cervus elaphus (red deer) is the source of this 4428-nucleotide messenger RNA. RefSeq lists its product as uncharacterized. The transcript is spliced from 5 exons. The record is from RefSeq and is a predicted model, not a curated record. NCBI's taxonomy places the organism in Eukaryota, Metazoa, Chordata, Mammalia, Artiodactyla, Cervidae. The coding region runs from base 1 to 861 and encodes 286 amino acids.